AUGCCGUUGACCUUCGACACCAGCAAGCGUAUUGCCACUUCUUCCGUCGUCCAACGGUCUCUUGCUGACGAGGACAUCUUUCAGUUGCGACUGUCCUCAUACAUUGAUCCCGCUACUGGCGCCCGGCGGAACAAGAGCUUCACUUUACGCUCGUCCCAAAGCCACAAUGUCCUACCUCCAAACUCCUACCCUGAUGAUACCACUCCAUUACUCGCCUCCAGCGGGGACCGGCCUCAGAAUCCCUCAUCUUCGAGGCCUAAUACCAUUGCUGGAUCGCUGAAAGAACAUACCACCAAUACAAAGAACUUCUUAUUCUCAGAUACCGGCAAGGGCAUCUUCAAAUGCGCACUUGCAUACCUGCUUGGUAGCCUUGCCACAUUUGUACCCGUCAUCAGCAGCUUACUGGGCCGGCAAGAUUCCAAGCACAUGGUAGCCACAAUAACCGUCUACUUCCAUCCUGCAAGGUCUCUGGGGAGCAUGCUGGACGCAUUGCUCCUUGCCACAACAGCUUUCAUCUAUACUGCUCUCAUUUCGCUCUUGAGCAUGACAGUUGCUGUCUUUUUUGCCGACGCGGUGCAUCUGGCCGUGCUUGGACAUAUCGUGGUGCUUGUCGUCUUUAUUGGCGGCGGACUUGGCUUCAUAGGAUGGGUCAAACUCAAGCUCAACGAUCCCCUGGUUAACAUCGCAUGUUCGUUGGCUUCUUUGGGUCUGAUUACCGUCUUGACAAAAGAAGGCGCUGUCCAAGCUGGGGACUACUCGUUUGAAAAAAUAUCCCAGAUCCUCCGUAUGCUCAUUGCCGGCGUCCUUUCCACCAUGCUCGUCUCAUUUAUUGUUUUCCCGAUUUCCGCCAGAGCAAAGCUUCGCCAGAGCCUGAUAGAUGUUACUGAUUGCCUGUCAGACAUGCUCGCCUUGACUACGAGCAGUUUUCUAUCGGGGGACCAGGCGGAAUUGGAAGACAAAAUAUUUAUUGAUAUCAGUGAGCGUCACAAGAAGCUCUCUGCCUCUAUGCCGAAGGGCUUGAAGGAGUCAAAAUACGAGCACUACCUGCUGGGCACCGAGCGUCAGGCUGCGGCCGAAGAUAAACUCGCUCAUUGCAUUCAACGAAUAUCUCAAAGCAUAGGUGGGCUGCGAAGUGCGGCAAGAAUGCAAUUUAUCAUUAUCAAUCAACAGCCUCCUACGAGUUCUUGGACACAUACUCCCCCCCUUGGAAGUUUGGUACAGUCUCCUUUUGACUCUUAUUUGGAUCGAAAACCGAGUACCACCCACGCAAACAUUACGGACUUCUUCAGCCCACUGUCCCCGGACUUGGUCAAGGGCGGCGACAAAUCCCAGCAGACUCCGCUCAAGUUUCGCACUCCUGUGCAGAUCUUUGAUAUCUUCAUCGAGAACCUUGGACCAGCUAUGAGAUCACUAGCUUUCACCUUGAAGGAAAUUCUUGAUGACUUUCCUUUCGACAAGCCUAGAGACUAUGCGGCCUUGACUAAUCCCAAGUUCAAGGUCAGUCUUGACCGUGCGUUGAAACUUUACAAAACCACACGCAAGGCUUCGCUGGACAUGGUGUACGAGCAGAAGAUUAUGGACAUCUCCCGACCGAUUCCUGUGCAAGCCGACUGGGAGGAGGCGGCUGCCUGCUGCGGGUAUUUUUCAUUUUCGCUUGUCGAGGUUGCCGAAUCCAUCAAAGAUUACCUGCUCAUCUUGGAUGAAUUUCAGCUCGAGGUGGAUGAAAAGCCCAACGGCCGAUCAUGGAGGUGGCUCAAAUUCUGGUCGUCAACAGAUGCGUCGCACGACCUCGAUGGGGUGGAUCCCGACUUUGCGAAAGUCCUUGACCGAGCAAAUGCACUGGAUUUGCAGGUUGGGCAACCGCCGACCACAUUGCCAGAGCUCCAUUCAAAGCCGAUGUGGCCAGGCCGGUCUCAGUUCAAGCAAUGGUUGUUUCAACGACUGUAUACGGUCAUGUCAUUUGGCCGACGUGAAGAUGUCAAGUUCGCAAUCAAAGUUGGAUUAGGAGCGAUGCUCUACGCUGCGGCAAGUUUCAUUCCCGCAAGCCGACCAACGUACUCACAUUGGCGAGGUGAGUGGGGAUUGGUGUCGUAUAUGCUGGUAUGCAGUAUGACCAUUGGAGCCUCCAACACUACUGGGUAUUCCAGGGUGCUGGGUACCUGCUUAGGAGCAGGUCUUGCCAUUGCAGCAUGGGAAACUUGUCAAGGAAACCCGUUUGCUAUGGCAUUUUUCGGCUUCUGCAUGGCAUACUGGACUGCGUACAUAAUCGUUGGGCAGGGCAAAGGUCCUAUGGGCCGGUUCAUCAUGCUUACAUACAACCUGAGUGCGCUCUAUGCCUACAGUCUCACGGCCCUGGACGAUGACGACGACGGAGAUGAAGAAGACGAAGGGAACAAUCCAUUCAUCUUCGCCAUUGCCACACAUCGAGUUGUGGCAGUUCUCUCUGGCUGCCUCUGGGGCUUGAUCAUCACCCGGGUGGUUUGGCCUCAGUCGGCCCGACAGAAAUUAAAGGAUGGGCUGUCCUUGCUGUGGUUACGAAUGGGGCUGAUCUGGAAGCGUGAUCCACUAGCAACCUUGACAGAAGGAAUGCAUCCAGACGGGUACAUGAAUCUGCGUGAAGAGUACUAUCUGCAACGAUAUCUGGCCAGCCUUCAGGCGUUGACAGAAGCGUCCAAGAGCGAGUUUGAACUGCGGAGGCCAUUCCCCCACGCGACAUAUGCAAGAAUUCUGGACGAGACUAAGGAUAUGCUGGACGCAUUCCACGCAAUGAAUGAAGUGAUCCUGAAGGAUCUAACAGCAUCGCCUGGAGAAGACGCAUUGCUCAAAGCAACUGCCAAGGAAAGGGCGCAGUUGUGCGGACGAAUCAGUCAUUUGUUCAGCGUGUUGGCAAGCUCGAUGAAGCUCGAGUACGCGAUUCCCAGUGACGCGUUGCCCAAUAUCGAUCAUACGAGGGACCGUCUCCUUGCCAAGAUUUUCGCCUACAGACGACAUGACGCUGAGGAGCAACGGACGAGUGACGAAGACUAUAGUCUUUUGUAUACAUAUGCCCUCGUCACGGGACAAUUGAGCGUUGGGAUUGACAAGGUGGUGAGUGAUGUCGAAGAGUUGUUUGGAGUGCUUGACGAAGAGGCCCUGAGGUUGCAAUGAGAUGAAGGGGAUAUGCCUACAGUACUGAGAUGGUGUGAUGUGAAACAUACCCGGCUAAACAAAGUACCAAGGCUCUCUGUAUACCCGUGGCUCUAGGGCUACCUAAUCGGGGUUGUCCACGCGUCGUAUCCUUAUUACUGUGAACAAGCUUCGUGGAUGAGGUGGCCCUAAUGCGGAUUGAUCUUGUCCACGUACUAUAUUUGGUGGGAUACAAUUCUGCCUUGUUCCCCGCAAGGAGUGAUGGAGGUUAAAGCAAGAUUCAUAAUGCAAGGCUUGAAGCCCACCGUCGC
Molecule: messenger RNA, 3437 nt
Organism: Exophiala mesophila
Lineage: Eukaryota; Fungi; Ascomycota; Eurotiomycetes; Chaetothyriales; Herpotrichiellaceae
Exons: 2
Coding region: 1-3147 (1048 amino acids)
Source: RefSeq, a predicted model, not a curated record